AGGCGGCUGCUCCCUGCUGACUGGGGUGUGGGCGGGGAGCGACGGAGGGAGGAGGAGGCGCUGCUGGCCGCCGCCGUUGCCUCCGCUGCUGGGCGCCGGGACAGCUCCCCGGGUUCCUGCAGCCGCCAUGGACGAGCAGGCGGGUCCUGGCGUCUUCUUCAGCAACAACCACCCGGGCGCCGGCGGUGCCAAGGUGCUCGGGCCUCUGGCGGAGGCUGCCGCGGCCGGCGACGGGGCGGCUGCGGCGGGGGCGGCCCGAGCCCAGUACAGCCUCCCGGGUAUCCUGCACUUCCUGCAGCACGAGUGGGCCCGCUUCGAGGUGGAGAGAGCCCAGUGGGAGGUGGAGCGGGCGGAGCUGCAGGCCCAGAUUGCCUUCCUUCAGGGGGAAAGAAAAGGUCAAGAAAAUUUGAAGAAGGAUCUUGUGAGGAGGAUCAAAAUGUUGGAGUAUGCUCUUAAACAGGAAAGAGCCAAAUACCACAAGUUGAAAUAUGGGACAGAAUUGAAUCAGGGAGAUAUGAAGCCUCCAAGCUAUGAUUCUGACGAAGGUAAUGAAACAGAAGUGCAGCCACAACAAAACAGCCAAUUAAUGUGGAAACAAGGUCGACAGCUACUCAGACAGUAUCUACAGGAGGUGGGUUACACAGAUACUAUUCUAGAUGUGAAAUCUAAACGAGUGCGAGCUUUGUUGGGCUUUUCAAGUGAUGUCACUGACAGGGAAGAUGACAAAAAUCAGGACUCAGUUAUAAAUGGCACAGAGGCUGAAGUUAAAGAGACAGCAAUGAUUGGAAAAUCGGAGCUAACAGAUUCUGCCUCUGUGCUGGAUAAUUUCAAAUUCCUUGAAAGUGCAGCUGCAGAUUUCAGUGAUGAAGAUGAAGACGAUGAUGUUGAUGGAAGAGAGAAAAGCAUCAUUGAUACUUCAACAAUUGUUAGGAAAAAAGUGUUGCCUGAUAGCAGUGAAGAUCGAGAUACAAAAGAAGCUUUAAAGGAGUUUGACUUCUUGGUUACAUCAGAGGAAGGAGACAGUGAAUCUAGAAGCGCAGGUGAUGGAACAGACUGGGAAAAGGAAGACCAGUGUCUCAUGCCUGAAGCCUGGAAUGUGGACCAGGGAGUAAUUACCAAACUCAAGGAACAAUACAAAAAGGAGAGAAAGGGGAAAAAGGGGGUGAAGAGAAAAACUACCGAAGAUCUGUUUCAGCCUCUAUCCUAUAUAAAACAGUCAAAACAGGGAUGUGGGAGAAUGAAGAAUCAAAGCUCAGGACCCAAUAGGUCAAAACUACAAGAUAUGCUUGCUAAUUUGAGAGAUGUUGAUGAACUUCCUUCAUUGCAGCCAUCUGUGGGUUCACCUUCCAGACCCAGCAGCUCCAGGCUUCCUGAACAUGAAAUUAAUAGGGCAGAUGAAGUGGAAGCAUUGACAUUUCCUCCUUCUUCUGGAAAGUCAUUCAUCAUGGGAGCAGAUGAGGCCCUUGAAAGUGAACUAGGACUUGGAGAAUUAGCAGGCCUUACGGUGGCCAACGAAGCAGAUUCGUUAACUUACGAUAUCGCAAACAAUAAAGAUGCAUUGAGGAAGACAUGGAACCCUAAGUUUACAUUAAGAAGUCACUUUGAUGGCAUCCGAGCCCUUGCUUUUCACCCCAUUGAGCCUGUUUUGAUAACAGCAUCAGAGGACCACACAUUAAAAAUGUGGAAUCUGCAGAAAACAGCCCCAGCCAAAAAGAGUACUUCUCUUGAUGUAGAGCCUAUCUAUACAUUCAGGGCCCAUAAAGGUCCAGUGCUUUGUGUGGUAAUGAGCAGCAAUGGUGAGCAGUGUUACAGUGGUGGUACUGACGGGCUGAUCCAGGGCUGGAAUACUACUAAUCCCAACAUCGACCCCUAUGACUCUUAUGAUCCUUCUGUUUUAAGAGGCCCUCUACUAGGCCACACAGAUGCAGUCUGGGGUUUGGCUUAUAGUGCAGCACAUCAGCGUUUGUUGUCCUGUUCAGCAGAUGGCACUCUGCGUUUGUGGAAUGCAACUGAGGUUGCUCCAGCACUAAGUGUAUUUAAUGAUAAUCAAGAAUUGGGAAUCCCUGCCUCUGUGGAUCUGGUAAGCAGUGAUCCAAGCCAUAUGGUAGCAUCAUUCAGCAAAGGAUAUACAAGCAUCUUUAACAUGGAAACCCAGCAACGUAUUCUCACUUUAGAAUCAAAUCUAGAUACACCAGCCAGCUCUUCCUGCCAAAUAAAUAGAGUCAUCAGUCAUCCUACUCUUCCCAUCAGCAUCACUGCUCACGAAGAUAGGCAUAUCAAAUUUUAUGAUAACAAUACGGGCAAACUGAUCCACUCGAUGGUGGCCCACCUAGAAGCUGUUACAAGUUUAGCAGUUGAUCCUAAUGGCCUCUACUUGAUGUCUGGCAGUCAUGACUGUUCAAUACGUUUGUGGAAUCUAGAAAGUAAAACGUGUAUCCAAGAGUUCACGGCUCAUCGGAAAAAGUUUGAAGAAUCGAUUCAUGAUGUAGCUUUCCACCCAUCCAAAUGCUAUAUAGCCAGUGCUGGAGCUGAUGCACUGGCUAAAGUCUUUGUAUGACACGAUGCAUCAUCUUCACCUUCUAGCUCUUUAUAAAUAAUCAACUGCACAAAAGAGAUACAGAAGACGAGGGCAAGUAUCGACUCGUCCUGCCCUUUUGGUCUGCUGAAGGAGCACAGAGAACAUUUGUUAAAGUAUAGUUUUGCAAUUCAUAUACUGUUUUCUAAAACUAAGGUUUGUUCAGGUUGCUGCAAGCUCGGCUGAAUCUAUGAGCCUGAAAACUUAUAAAUUUUCUCCCAAAUAGGCGCUUUUAUUUCUGAAGUGGUUCUAAUUCGCUAGGCAGGCCUGAGCGAAUGUAGGUUUAGCUUGUCCUUAUUGAGUAAGUAGGGCAUGCUACAAUGGAUAAUUAAAAAGCUCAAUAGCUGGGAAUGAAUAAAGGAAGAAUGGAAACUUAGACCUAGUUCUCCUUUAAGAAAUCUUAUUAAACACAUGAGGUAGUCAAAACAGUAAUCUUUGUCAUAUCUACCAUACUGACCCAUUUGUGUAUAAUGACCGGCAGUGUUAACAUGAGUUUUUGAUUUAGCUCUCCUUUCAGCUGUUCACAUAAAGCACCUGACAAAGCAUUUUACCUAUUAGGGGGUAAAAAAAAAUGCAAUAAUAUGUUAAAUAUAUAAUUAUUAAGAAAUGCAAAACAAAUAUUUAGUUUGCAAGCAGAUUUCUAUAUUGUAUUACCAUUUUGAAAAUAGAUUUGGUAUCAUUCUAAAGUUUAGCUGUCAAGCACUCACCAUCAUGAAGAAUAGUUGAUAGAGUCUGCUUUUACUAAAGGAUUUAACUUACACAGGUUUGAAAUUCUGUUUAUUUUUAAGGAUAAACAGGGCAUAUCUCUAUAAUAAUUUCUAUUUUGAAAUUCACUUUAUUCCUGUGAUAUUUAUAGUACCAGAGUGAUUAUUUCAUAUUGAUGAAAUCUUACCUUUCAGUGACUGAAAAGAUGAAAGUUACUUGCUAAUUCUCAUCAACACCCACAUAACCAUGCUUCAGAUGAUCUCUGUUCUUUCUUCUUUGUCUCUUACUUACAUAUUAUCUGACACCUACCAAAAAUAGUUCAUAAUUAUUGUUUUAAUAGUCCAAAGAGUAUGGUUAACCUCAGGCAGCUGCUUUUGCAGAAGUACUAAUUAAAGCAAAUGUUUUUGUGCUCCAGAAGUCCUCUAUUAAUAUUUCCAAGAAGAAGAGCCUCCCAGAAAUCUGGAUAGAAGAGUUCAAUGCCUAUUAUUGGCUAAAAAGUUCUCUGUCUCUCCCUCUAUCUAUCCCUCCCCUACUGUUUAAUUGGAUAUACAUGUUUUAGUUGGCAGUAAAUCUAUGUUGUUUCUGUGGAAAACCAUAUCUUAAAAGGCCAGGCUUCCCCAAACUCACCUUACCUGUGACCUACAUGUGGUCAGCUUUUGGGUUUCCUAUGACCCCACUGUCUGGACCUCAUCCCUAUCAUAGAGACCUCAUGCCUAUAGCUGCCAUGCUUCUCCUCAUACUAUUUGUUAUUUGCCCCAAAUGACAGAGACCAGUCUAGAAGUUAUAAAUAAAUUAUUAAUGCCCACCUUUCACAAAAAUGUAUAUAUACAGUAGGCUCUCAGAUUUAAAAAAAACUUAUAUCCAUAAAUAUUUUAGCCUAUUAAUAAAUUCCUACAUUCCUAUUCCCACAUAUUCCAUUGUCAUAGAAGUGACUCUUUUGAUGAUAUGCACGUGUACUCCUUGAAGAUGUAUUCUAGGGGUGGUGUGGAUAAUAGUUGAUAAUAUUUCUUUAAAAUUUCUGUUUUCCUCUAAAAUUCUGCAGUGUACAGGCAAAUUUUCUUUAAAGGUCUAAGCUGAAUUUGUCUGAUUGUUAUAAGAUAUGCUGUAGUGUUUUAACACAGCCACCUUUUCAUUUCAUCUUUGUGCUUUGGCUAACGAGCAGGCUAAAAGACUCCUUUUUAUAAUCAAAUGAAUUAACCCUAGACAUAAGCUGCCAGGUGAAUGUUUAUAUUUCUGUGCAAAUAUAGAAUUCUACAUUGUGUUCAGUAAAUUUCUUUUGGUUCUUCAUAGAGUGAAGAACGGUUAUUGCUAACCUAACAUUUAAAGAAGGAUACUGGAAAAUACCAGUUAGGUGCCCUUGUUAUAUUUAUGAUGGACAACUACAAAACUAUUGAUUGUUCUACCAGUUAUUGCUUUAAUUACCUUCUAAGAUCAUCAGUGCCUGUUUUACUAAUGUUACUGAAAUUCUGGAAACCAAGACACUCUCUUCUCCUGUUAAUUUUAUUCUUUAUGGUUGAAAUUUUUCUGUUAAUGAGUGGGAAAUAACCAUGAGAUAUAUAGACUAUAGUGCAAAUGAUGGAACUGUUGAAAGUUCCUUAGAAAGCCAGUGCUGUGCCGUUGGAGACUGUACACAGAGAGUUUCUUCACUAGCACUGCAUGAUCUCAGCCUAGAAAUGAGCCAAAGCUGUCUUCCAACCAGAUAGUAGCAUACAUAUGUGUCUGACUUUCCCCAGCCUAUUGAAAAUUCAAUGAAAAUUCACAGAACAAAUUCAAUAUUCAAAGAGCUGUUGAAAUGCUGUCAUAGUGCUUGAUUUGUAAAUAUUUUGGAUGAAAUGUAUUGGAAUAGUAUGAAAAUCAGCAGGAGGUUAAGAGUCCCUGCCUUAUUUUCAUAUGCUAUGGAUACAUCUCUGGGAGCUUGCAGCACCCUUCUCAAAACUCAGCUGUCAUAUGGAGCCCAUUUGCUACUCAAACCAUAGACAGAUAUUUAACAUAAGUGAUAUAAUGACCUUCAGUAUUUUUCUAUUGAACAAGUUUAGCAAUUUUUGCCAUUAAACAGAUACUUAGUUAUGCAAAGUAUUUAGCUUUUAUAAUCAUUUUAGUUAUGACUAAAAGGGGGGAAAUUGAGCUGCAUCACUAAUAAUGAACUUUGUGAGAAAUUUUUUGUUUAUCUGACUUUCAUUCCUUCAGUAUUCUUGCUAUAAAUUUCUUUUGGAGAUAAUGAUGAAGAUUUAUUUGAAAAUGUCUAAAAUGUAUGUAUAUUUUAUAAAUAUAUAUUAUAUAUAUUGUAAGAAUAUAUAUAAUAUAUAUAGACUAUAUAUAUAAAAAAAACCAUAGGUGCAUUUUACUGUUUUGUAUUUUCAUUUUUGGAGGCAGUGUACACAGCAAAUAAUGAUGAGUAUGGCGAGUGUUGUGCUGUUUGCUUUUGCAGUAUAAUAUAUAAUUCUAAAUGUUUAAAUUGCUGUAUAUACUAUAUUCAUUAUAGGCUAGCAUGCUUGUUUUAAAGAUUGUCAUUCUAGUUUAUUAAAAUCUGAAUGUAAGAAAACCUGGCUAUUCAAAUGUGAAUUGAAAAAUAUUCCAUUCUCAGUACUGAACUAUUUCCAUUGAACAUUCAGGCUUUUUAACAAAACAAAUAUCAUCAAGAAGGCAAUAGCUAGAAAAUGAGAGGUGCCUUUAAAAAAAAUACAAAUGCAGCCUUACAGUGAGGAUGAAGAUUGAGUUGGGGGGGAGGGGGGACAGUGAGAGAGAGAGUGUGUGUGCGCGCGUCUGCACGUGCGUGCGUAUGUGUGUUUACCAAUUUGUGAAGGUCCUGAUAUGUGACCAUCAAUGUCUUUUUAAUGUAUCUGCUCAACUUCUAGGACUUCAGGGGACAUUUCAUGCACUGUCUCUGUGCUCUUCUGAGUACCAUAUAUACUUUACAAGAAUUUUGAAUGUGAAUUCCUAGAAAUUUCAGUAGAGACAAAAUAGCUGUUGUUUCAUUAUAGUCAAGUUCAGGUAAAAGGAAAAGUUAUUGGUUCACCAAAAUUAUGGGAUCUUAUUAAUGUUGGCUAAGUAAAUACAGUUUUUAAAGGCUUACUUUUUUAGUACUUCAUGUAUUUUCCCCUUAUACAAGAGCAUGUUAUGAAAUUCCUAUGUGAUAAGAUUCAACUAGUAGAAAUUAUUUUUAAACACCUGAACUAGUUAAAAUUCCACCUAAGAAUAGUCUUAAAGUAUUUAAAUGGCAUCUCUCAUAUCUACCUCUUUGUCAUUGCUGCCAUUUUAACUAAAGCUAAUCUUUAUGACAUCUGAAAUGAUGGUUGGAUGCAAUUUAAAAACCUAUGUUGGUGCUGUUCUCAGGCUUUGUAAUUUAAGUUAUAUUGUACUAAGAUGUCACAAAUCAGAUUGAAAGGCUUAGAAUUAAUUUGGUUUUCUUUUGAAAAAAUUGCUUAAAAUUAAUCAUUAAUGUUGUUAGUGAGUGGAGAUAGUUAAUCUCUGGUUGUUGUCUAACUGAUGUUUUCACCCAAGAGCCAAAUUAUUGCUCAAUUUACAUGGAAAAAAGUUCUAAGUAUAAUUAUAUUCAGCUUUAUUCUUUGAAAGCUAUUUCAAGACUAUUAAAUACAUAAUCAUUCAUUUUAUUUACUCAGAAGUUGCCUCCAUUAUUAUGUUAACUUGUUUAGUUAUUUAUAUAAUUGCAGUACUUUAAGUGUUUGACACUGGGAUUCAGGUUGUACAAAUGUAGGAGCUGACAAAAAUAUGUAUAUUUUUGUGUAAAGUAUCAAUUCCUGAAGUUCAUUCUAGGGGAAGGUCCAGAAAACUAACGUAUCUGUGUUUAAAAUAAAGGACAGGUCAUUGGUAAAUGAUUUGAAUCAUUUUUACUUUUGCCACUAAAAGCUUUUUAUUUGGCCAUAUCCAUCAUCCAGCUGGAUCUCCAUGUCAGUGUUCCUUUACACUGACAUAGGUUCACAGAAUAUUGAACAGAUCCUUUAUAUCAGUUUCUCUUUUGUUUUUUAAAACCUGUAAAAAAGCAAAUAUUAGGCCAAACAGAGAUCCCUAGAUUCCAGUCAUUUAUUCUAACAGUAUUCCUGAAGUGGUGCUUAGGGGUCAGAAUUUUCUGGAUCUUUGCUAGUUAAGCUUUAGGUUUCAUUGAACUGGGACCACCAUUUAAAAUGCUUGUCAUCCCUCUGAUUCAAAUUUGAAAGUUCAUUUUAAUUUAGAUUAACUUUAAUGUCUGCCUAGUUUUUUAAUAGGCUGUGAACCAGUGAGUGCCUUGUUAAUGUAGAAUGAUUUUUUUCCUGGUUGUGUGUUAACUCCUCUCUGAAAAUGUCUCAGAGAAUGGUAUUUUAAUUGACUUGUAGAGAGCUGCUAAAUUUGGCAUUAUCAGCAAUCAGAAAGUCUUAGGUCUACCACAUCUCUCUAUCCCUACUUUCUCCUCAUUGUUUGGCUAAAGUUUGCCUCUUGUGAGAAAACAAAUAGAAUCCCUUUCUCCACACACUUUUUUUCAGUCCAGAUUAAGAUGUAUCCCUUAACCCCCACCCCAUCUAUAUGAUCUAAUAACUGUUUUUAGGAGAAGCUACUUCUUUGUAAUACUGAAAUCUACAGGUUAUUUUGUGUCUUCUCAACUUCAGUUUACUAGAGGUGACCUCGGGGUAUCAUCAGUUCAGAUUCCUAAAUAACCCUUUCUCUCCAUACUCAAGCCCCAACUGGUGAGCCCUGGGCCAGAUUGUUUGAUCUUCAGGUAUUUUAAAUUUUAGUUAUAAUAUCAAUUAAUGUACAUUAAUCUAAAUGCUAAUUUUUGUGGUGCAAGAAGUUUCUUUUGUAAAUUCAGGGUGUGGAUAAGCUAAUUAAGGUAUCCAUUUUUGGUGGCUCGAAGUGUAUUAUUUGUUUUUAAAUAAAGUGUACAAAUAUAGAUAAUGUGCUA
Molecule: messenger RNA, 8174 nt
Organism: Microcebus murinus (gray mouse lemur)
Lineage: Eukaryota; Metazoa; Chordata; Mammalia; Primates; Cheirogaleidae
Gene: STRN
Product: striatin
Cellular component (GO): dendrite
Molecular function (GO): calmodulin binding; protein-containing complex binding; armadillo repeat domain binding
Source: RefSeq, a predicted model, not a curated record